This is a messenger RNA of Hylaeus volcanicus, 2370 nucleotides long. RefSeq lists its product as uncharacterized. NCBI's taxonomy places the organism in Eukaryota, Metazoa, Arthropoda, Insecta, Hymenoptera, Colletidae. Gene Ontology annotation, cellular component: membrane; neuronal cell body; dendrite. The record is from RefSeq and is a predicted model, not a curated record. The transcript has 4 exons. Gene Ontology annotation, biological process: sensory perception of taste.
CAAGGACAGAGAGGGCGAUACAACAAUUGCAGGAGAGACGAGGACAGGGCGAUUAGACUAGCAUGAUUUUUUUUCCAGGAUAUCGAAGCAAAGAAGCAAUAUUUUCUAAUAAUUCUGAUUUUAAUAUAUUCGUUACACUUUGACGGAUGCGACUCCAAGGUCUGAUUUUCCAAUUUCGCCCUUAAAACUUAAAGGUAAUUAAGUUUAUAUACUAAUGAACCUCGACUCUUAAUGAAUUAUUAUUAUAGCAUAAAGUCAUUGCAAAAUAACGGUCGACAUGUAUCUUUCAUUUUCAUGCUUUUUGCCGCCAUUUUUGCAAUUAACAAUUCUAUUUUUUUUUUUUUUGCAAAUUGAGGUUCAUACGCAUUUUACGUACCGACUAAAGAAAAAAUUUUUUGAUUUUACCUAUCAGAUGUUCUCCCAGUGCUCCACGUAUCCCACCGUUUCGACCGAAUCCUUUCCUUGCUAAGUUGAUAAUAUGUUGAUAAGUUGAUAAAAUGAUCAACAUCGAAUUGACUAUAACGAUAAAUUCUAAUCUAGGUAAUGUCGUCGUUGUUGCAUCGUCUGCAUGUUGCCAAUGUCAUAGGUACGGUUUGUUGCAAUCGUGCGGGACCUUGACGAUCAAAUUAUGAUAAAAGGAAAAUGUUUCCCCCAUCAACGAGUGGCGUUCUACCUCGUUUCAGAUCGAUUUACACCCACAUAAAAAUGAUUAAAUAUCAUUGCUUUACGUUAUACGUCGACAGAAUGGUCGUAUUAUAACGCCAAUAAAUUAUUUUCCAUUCGAAGUCUACCUGUAACAACCAACUUUCUGGCAGUCUUCAACUUCCCGGCGAUCGGAACUAUUUAAUACGAAAAGGAAACAGUCGCCAAAUGUCUGGUCGAUCGAGAAAGGCGAAAAAAUCCGCAGAACGGAAACUAUGGAAACUACCGUGGGCCUUAAAUUUGAGAACGUUGAUACAUCUUUAUGUCGUGUUCGUUCGCGCGUUUGGAUAUAUGCCUUAUAAGAUCGAGUCAUCGAGGUACGUGUUCUCCCGGCCACAACUUGCUUGGACCGCAAUCAUGAUGAUAUUACAAACGUGCGCAGUACUGUACAGCAUUUAUGAGAUCAAUUACACCGACAAAAGCAUCGAGUACACCUCCAUGAUAAUGCAUUACAACAUCGUUCUGUCUCUGGGUCUCAUAAACGUAUUUUCGGGUUUUGUUUCGUGUCGAUCGAAGAUACACGCGCUCCAAAGAGUGUCGUGUUUAGCUCGAAAAUUGCCAUCGGAAACUUUGGGCAACGCGGUUCAAUGGGCGAUAAUAAACGACACGAUAAAACUCGUUCCGAUGAUCAUCUACAUGCAGUUCAUCAUAGAUACGAAAGUAAUUUUCAGCGUCGUUGCUUGGUUCAUGUUUAUUUUGACCAUGCUAUUCAACUCGUUGUACGUGAUCAACGUACGGGUGGUGAACGCGUGUUUCUGACACAUAAACCAGUCUCUUGUGAAAGUGAGAGAUGUUCUCCUGAAAGACGAGCCCCAUCUUCUAAGGAGGGUGUACCACACGCAAAGGAAUCCCAUGUUGCUAACGGAACUGAGAACCCUCAAAAGACAGCAUUUAGAAGUCAGCGAGGUUGUCCAGCUUAUAAACGAAACGUUUAGCUUGGAGGUGAUCGGCACUAUUGCGUUGACGUUGGUCGAUACCACUUUUAACUUAUACUUUUGUUUAUUGCUGAUGACCGACACUAAUCCAGUCGAUAUGUCGUGGUCUAUUGUGUUGGUGUACGUGACCUUCUAUGUUUGGAACUUGAUUGCGAUGGUAUGGGUCUGCGAGUCUGCCACCGACCAAGCUAAGGAGAUUGGUUCCAACAUUCACCGAAUCCUCGUAAUCACUUUCGACGAACAAGUCUCUACCGAAUUGGAGAUGUUUUCUGUACAAGUUUUGCAACAAGACAACACGUUCUCGGCGAAAGGGCUCACGACAGACGCAACCCUUCUAACAAAGGUAGCGAGCACUAUCACAACUUAUCUGUUGAUAUUGAUACAAUUUCUGUUAAUAAAACCUUGUUGAAGGAGUGCUCGUGAUUUCCGCGCUAAGGAACUCGACCAGGUUGGACUCAAAAGUUGUUGUUAAUUAAUCGAUUUACCUAUUAUUAUCGCGAGCAAUUAGUGUUAUAAUGAUAACUCGGUAACGUUCGGAUACUUUUGUGGCGUCCGUUCGGUAGAUUUUACUAAAAAUGUUUUGCACGACAUUCCAAAUUUAACGCGCAUAAAUAUCAUAAUGAUAUGUUAUAAUAGAAAUCCGUAACAUGACGCACAUUUAUUAAGCGAAAAACCUUUCGUUUCAUUCUCUUCGGCUUUCGUCGUUAGUGAGAGAUUAUCCUUUCUUGUACGA